UUCCAUGGCUCCACCAGGUCCUAUGGGCACUUGCCGAUUCCGGGGGUUGAGAAACCGAGUCUUUCUGUACCUGGGUCGCCUGUGUCGAAAAUGAAAUCCAUGCGUCCAUGUUGAGAGUGAAAGAGAGAGGGAGAGAUACAGACGUGACCAGAGACGUGGUCUGCUUCAGCUUCACACACACAUCCCGGCUUUGUUCUCUGCAUUUAACAAGUACUUGUUUCUUGAUUCGCUCUCUCGCUCUCUCUCCAAAUCACUGGCUAAGACGGAGGAGAUGUGAUGGGAAGGCGGAGAACAGGAUAACGGAGGGAGGGUGAGGAAGCUUGUUCUCAAGGUGGGCAUUGCGGAACACUUAGCUUGGAUUGGCGGCGGAGGAGGAUUUUCUUGUGCAUUCCUCUUCUGUUCGCCCCAUGGCGGUUGCUGGUGGUUCCGACCUCCUCCGGUCGACGCCCCUCAUUUAUUCGCUACUCUUCUCGGCCUCCACCAGCCACUUGAGGACGGCGUCCAGGUUUGGUAGACAAGUGGAAUUCCCGAGGGGUAUGAAGGGGAGGGGCGGGUGCAGAAGCAGAGUGGUCGUCGUCUUCUCCUCCCAUUCCAACCACCGGAUUCUUAAAAACAAUCGGAAAUCCCGAAGUGGGUAUCAGCUCUACGCCUCCGACGACGAUGAGAGUGAAGAUGGUAAAGGUUUCUCGGAUGCUUCGGGCGAUGAACCUCUUCAAAGUAGCGAAAAUGAUGUUAAUUCUAGUGCUAGUUCUACAUCAAUGGGUCUUGAUUCCAGGAAGGACCUUCGUCAAGGCAUUUGGAGGCCUUCACUUCCAGAUCGGAAUAGCAAAUGCGGGACAUUAAUAAAUACCAAUACCAGUUCAACUUACAUUAGAGAGGUUAAACAGGACAGAAACAUCCCGGAUAAGAUAAAUACCAGAGAUGCUUCUAUAAUGGCGAGAUAUCAAAGGGCAGGGUCUGCAUGCAAAAACAGUAUCAGAAAGGAUCAGCUUGGUACCAUGACAGAAAGCAAACUCCUUCAAAUGUUGGAGGAAUUGGAUUUUGAUGAAAAAUGGUUUCCCUUGAUUCAGUACUUGAGCACAUUUGGUUUAAAAGAGUCCCACUUCGUCCAAAUAUAUGAAAGGCACAUGCCCAGUCUCCAGAUAAAUGUUGCUUCUGCACGUGAAAGACUAGAAUACUUGUUGAGUGUUGGUGUCAAGCAGAGGGAUGUUGCUAAGAUAAUUCUGAGGCAGCCUCAGGUUUUGGAGUACACCAUUGACAAUAUUCUGAAGCCGCAUGUUGUAUUUUUGACAGACAUUGGUGUGCCUGAUUCUAAAGUUGGGCAGGUAAUUGCUGCUGCUCCAUCUCUACUUUCUUAUAGCAUAGAGCAUUCAUUAAAGCCAACAGUCAAGUAUCUGGUUGAGGAGGUUGGUCUUAGCCAGGAAGAUUUGGGCAAAGUUGUUCAGUUGAGCCCACAGAUUCUGGUUCAAAAAAUAGACAACUCCUGGCGAUCCCGAUUCUCUUUUCUCUCCAGGGAACUGGGGGCAUCAAAACAAUGCAUAGCGAAAAUGGUAAAAAAGCAUCCACAGCUUCUUCACUACAGCAUUGAAGAUGGAAUUUUGCCAAGAAUCAACUUCUUGAGGAGCAUCGGAAUGCGAAAUCCGGAAAUCCUGAAAAUGUUGACCAGUAUUACUCAGGUUCUCUCCCUUUCACUGGAAAACAAUUUAAGACCAAAAUACUUGUACUUAGUUAAUGAACUCCAGAAUGAGGUCCGUUCCUUGUCAAAAUAUCCCACGUACUUCAGUCUAUCACUUGAGCAAAGAAUUCGGCCUCGUCACAAGUUCUUGGUUUCAUUGAAGAAGGCGCCAAAAGGGCCAUUUCCUUUGAGUUCAUUCGUUCUUACUGACGAAAGUUUUUGUCAGAGAAUGGCUGGAACAAGUUUAGACAAGUAUCUAGAGUUCAGACAGUCCUUACUACUCACAGAUUUUGCAAAGAAGUACCAGCAGACUCGUAGAAAUCAAUGACAAGCUGUGAUCAUAGUGCUUAUUGAAGCUGCAGGCAUUUGUGGAUUCUAUAAGAUGAGUCGCCAAGUGGCGGGAUAUGCCCUGAAGGUUGAUAUGAGGAUCCUGCUUGUUAUCUGGAUCAGUACUUCUUGCCUAACAUGGCGUUUCUACUUCCUAUCUAACAAAGGCACGUUUUGGCAUCUGUCAAGUUGAUUGAAGCAUUGAGAUUUACGGCAAGUUUCCUUGAUGCAGUUGACGGACAACCCCCUACCCCCCUUCGCUACAUAUAUGCGAAAUUUUGUAGUUCAGUGAUGCCGGUAGAAGUGGUUUCUAGGUGAAAGACUAGAUAGAUUAUGAACCCUUGAGAGCCCUUUUUGUUAGUUUUGACUCUCUUGUAUAAUGGUUUUGUAUUUAGUUUGUGUUGAUGUACUUGCUGAAAUCUGAUUCACAAUGUAAAAAUUGCUUCUCUUCUGAAGCUGUUCUUAUAUCUGUCAACCACUUUCAGGACAUAUUUCACAGUGAUGAAAUGUAUAUGUUAACGUAAUGUGUCUUGUUCGAACUUAGAACCAAUAAAGUUGUCUUUGAUUUGUAUUCUGCA
Molecule: messenger RNA, 2580 nt
Organism: Nymphaea colorata (pocket water lily)
Lineage: Eukaryota; Viridiplantae; Streptophyta; Magnoliopsida; Nymphaeales; Nymphaeaceae
Product: transcription termination factor MTERF9, chloroplastic
Exons: 6
Coding region: 408-2003 (531 amino acids)
Biological process (GO): regulation of DNA-templated transcription
Molecular function (GO): double-stranded DNA binding
Source: RefSeq, a predicted model, not a curated record